Cottoperca gobio is the source of this 1924-nucleotide messenger RNA. It is a transcript of the gene map6d1, whose product is annotated as MAP6 domain containing 1. The record is from RefSeq and is a predicted model, not a curated record. Gene Ontology annotation, biological process: regulation of microtubule cytoskeleton organization; cytoskeleton-dependent intracellular transport; microtubule cytoskeleton organization. Bases 437 to 1324 code for a protein of 295 amino acids. The transcript is spliced from 3 exons. NCBI's taxonomy places the organism in Eukaryota, Metazoa, Chordata, Actinopteri, Perciformes, Bovichtidae. Gene Ontology annotation, molecular function: microtubule binding; calmodulin binding. Gene Ontology annotation, cellular component: microtubule; Golgi-associated vesicle; cis-Golgi network.
GGUACAGUGUUAUCAUCGAUGGUAAGCAAUAAAAAAAUCUCCGUGUAAGAUUUGUAUUGCACAAGUGACUGGAGGAGAAAAAUAACACAUUUCUUUUGAUUUUUGAAUCCGAUGUUUGGGCUACACUCUGGACCCGGCUGAAGAUGCGGAGAAUAAUUUCCCACAGAUUCCUCUGCAUAGUGGAGGCACUAUCACAGACCACGUGAGAGGAAUAUUCAAUGACGGUCCCCGACAGACCGGUUCAUCUCCGCUGGCACUCCUCUGCUGCUGACAUGGACUCGUGGACACUGUCUUUUCUCAGCUUCCCACGAACGGACGCGGAGGGAGGGCGACACUCUGUCUGAAUGUAACCUUUGAUCUUUUGCCGUUUUCUGUUCUUUUUGUUUUUGAUUUCUUCUUCUUCUCUCCUCCACAAGUCAAACAGUUAGGGGAGGGUAUGGCUUGGCCGUGCAUCAGCAGAGUGUGCUGCCUGGCUCGCUUCUGGAACCAGUUCGACAAAUCGGACCUCUCCGUCCCGCUCACCAUCCAGAACUACUCGGACAUCGCCGAACAUGAGGUGCGCUCCGUCACCAAACAGGUCUCCGCCUCGGAGCGUGCACCCGGGAAUAACUACUCGACCCCGGACCUGCGUGCCGUCCCUCAUGCGCCCAAAGAUGGCUCGGGGACCCGAGGAUCUUUCAGUGCACGGAAGGAGCAAAGUUACAAGCCCCGGGAGGAAUAUCAUCCGCCCGGAGUGCCUUUCAACAGUGUUACCCAGUACAAGCAGGAUUUCAAACCCUGGCCCAUUCCCAAGAAGGAGAAUUUCCCUUGGAUUAGUAACGGGGGCAGCAGGGCAGACAGUGUUUCGGACAGCCUGGUGAACGGUUACCACAGACCGGGGGAGAGCGAGGAGCGGGGCAAGGGGCAGAGGUGGGGAGAGCAGCAGGUGAUGGAGGAGAGCAAAACCAGCUCCUACAGGCAAGAGUACAGGCCGUGGACGGGGGGGAGACCAGCCAAAACUGCGAGGAAAAAUCCUCCAGCUCAAUACUCCAGCCCAGGGACAGAGGCCACCAACGUCCAGCGUGAGACUAGCUACCAGGCUGCCUACAGCGGUGACGUCCCGUCCAUAGGGCUGAAUCAGAGGGAGCACAAUAUCACAUCUGCUGCCUCCAAUAUACACCCUGCUGCUGUCCCCCAGCACAUCCCCACUGCCCUGCAAGCUGGCAGUUCACCCAUCCCCUCCAGCCUCCACCAGAGCGAGGGAGAGGAACAUCUGGUGAAGACCAAGUACCCUCCGAACCCUUCUGCUGUCUUUCAAAGCGGGCCGAGGGUCUUCAACAUCUGACGGCUGCUCUGAUUUCCAACCAUUCCACUUUGAUCGGUUUCAUUUUUAAGGAAUCAACAGGGGAAUGACUUGAGUCCAUUCCACAACACAAGAAUCUAUGCAAGGGAAUGUAUAAUGUUGUGAAGCCUGUGGAGCUGCAGCGUCCGUAUCCCAAGUGGAGACAGAUAGAUAGAACCCCCCCCCCCCCCCCCCCCGUUUUACACUCCUUCUGCUCCUGUUGCUAUGGAAAUGAAUAUGCAUGUAUGAAAUAGUUUUAAAACAAGCUUUUUUUUUGCAGUUAUAGAUGCACAAGAAACUUGCUGGUUUGUGUGUUUGUGUGUGUGUGUGCCUGCUGAUUUGUCGUUUUACUGUACACAAUGUUGAGUCUGCUCCAAUAUGAAUGACAUGGUUGGUCAUUAAGUGUGUAUGCUUAGAGCACUAUGUUGCCCUUUGGUGUUCUGCUAGAAAUCUGCUAGAAAAUAAGUUAUUUCCUCAGUAUUCAAUUAGUUUACUAUUUUGAGAAAGUAUUGUUCCGUCUAUUAUUUUGUAAAUCUAUUGUUAAAGAAAACCUAUACUGUAAGUGAAAUUACAAUAAAAGAAUAUAAGGUUCUUAGCACUUUC